This is a messenger RNA of Paracoccidioides brasiliensis Pb18, 759 nucleotides long. RefSeq lists its product as uncharacterized. The record is from RefSeq and is a predicted model, not a curated record. The transcript has a single exon. Bases 1 to 759 code for a protein of 252 amino acids.
AUGGAGCCCACGCCUGAGGUUGCCCAGCAGGGGCAAGGUCCCCCUGCACAGGACCUGACGCUCGAAGUGGACUUUUCCUGGAAACGAUACAAAUCACUCAUCACCGAGAAGGGCAGCACCCCGCAAUCCCCUCCACUCUACAUCGUCGACUACCGAGCCACGAAGCCGCACCUCGCCUUCAGAGCGGGUGAGGACCAACCCCCCUUUGCCACCGGAAGCCUUCGCACCGUCUCCAUCAAUGCCGAUUGCCAGAUUCGCGGUCGCACAAUUACUCUCAAGGCUCUCAAACGCUUCAGGACGGAGUAUACGCACCUCUCGUACGCCUUCGCCAAGGGCGGCGGCGGCAUCAACGGUGCUGCGCCCGAACCCGAACCCGAACCCGAACCCGUGCCCAUGACUUGGACCAGCUCGAGCGGCUUCAAGACCUGGGACUUUGUCUGUCUCGACGAGAACCAGAUGCCUCUGGCGAAGUUCUCCGCAAACGCCUGGUCGCUGAAGAAAGUGGGCCACAUUACGUUGAUCGGGUCGAAUAUCGCCGCAGCGACCGGCAGCGACACCAUCAGCGACGCUGUAAGAGAAGAGAUUGUCGUUACGGGAUUGACGCUGUUCUAUUGCAUGGUGCUUCGGAGUAGCAGCAUUUUGUCGUUUUUCGGCGCCAUCUUUGCGCGACCUGGUCAUGAUGAGAGGGAGAGGGAGAGGGAGAGGGAGAGGGAGAGAGAGAAGAAUGGGCCCAUAGCAGCGCCUGCUGCGGAGCAGUAG